AUGUCCCGAGCCGCAGUUCCCGUUGUCGACUUGCGUUACUACUCCACCCUAGAGAUCAAACUCUCUGCUACCAGAGAGGAGAUCAAGAAGUCGUACAGGCGGCUUGCGCUCCUUGGAACCCGGACGAGCGCCCAGCCGCUGACCUUGAUAUCAACGACGCCCAUGAGGUCCUUUCUAAUGAUACCUCGCGAGCCCAAUAUGAUCAAUCGGUCCACAGUCGCCUACAGCAAAUCGAGAGCACAGGCUGAAUGGAACCGCCAAGUUGUUCUUAUACCAGUGAAGACAGCGAGAUCCGACAACGGCCUCUGCGGCGUACUAGAAAUCAAUUGAGAUCACACGGAAGGAACUAGAAGCGUUGGAAAGUGAGCGGUCUCAGCUGGUGCUGGAAUUCAAUCGACUGGUCACCUAGUCAGGUCUUGGUAACUCGACCAGCUCUUCAUCAUCGACUGCGGGACCCUCGACUACACCCUUCAAGCGGGACAAAGAAAUUUUACGACAAGAAAAAGAGGCGUGAAACAGGCUGCGCGAGACAUUAAAAAGGUAUUAUGAGUUACGGGGAACUGGCUACGAGGGUUGGGGAGAGACGCCAUGAGGCUUGGGUGGAGAGGUACGACGCCGAACAAAGAGAAAUAAAGAGAAUGGGCUCGACGAGUUGGGGAGGAGUGGAGACGACAGGGAGGAAGGGAGCCGAAGGAGGAAUACUACAGGAGGAGGGCAAGAGAAGAAAAGCAGAGGAGGGUAGAUGAAGAUAUACGGAGGAGAGCAGAAGAAGAGAUGCGGAGGAGGGCAGAAGAAGAGAUGCGGGUGAGAAUGGAAGAGGAAUGGAUAAGGAAAAGAGAGGCGUGGAUACAGACAAGAGAGAGGUACUGGGCGGAAGUUGAAAUGCGGAGGGCAGAAGAGUGAAGAAGGGCGUGGGUGGAGACACAGGUAGACGAGAGGCUUAGACAGGCCGGCAUCAACCGCGCCCACCAUGUUCAUGCUGCCCAAUCCCAACCCACGACAAAUACAGCAUUUUCAUCAAAGCCCCGGAAGAUUGUAAGCCAAAGUGAUCGGAGGAGCCAAUGUUCGGGGGCAUUGCUGAGGAAGCCUAUGGCAAGUUUGUCCCUAACAAGAGGAAAAGAGGUCGAGGCGACCAGGCUGAUAGUGACGGGGCGAACGAAGAGGGGAGGAAAAGGGUCCGGACAUGAGAGUGAACAAGUGUAGUCCGGAGAUAUAGUAACUAUAAGGGAAAGAUAUUGAAGGAGAGGGUCACUGGGAAGAAGAGGCACACUGGUCAUGUUAUAGAACGGUGGACCAAGAAACUAGGGAGAUAAUGCUACUUUGUCUUGAACAAGGUACAUGCAUUCUGGAGAGGACCGGAAAUAUUUGGGUUGAGUUUUGAUUUUUGUUCAAGUAGAAUUGUAGAAACCACC
Molecule: messenger RNA, 1412 nt
Organism: Podospora bellae-mahoneyi
Lineage: Eukaryota; Fungi; Ascomycota; Sordariomycetes; Sordariales; Podosporaceae
Exons: 2
Coding region: 1-330 (109 amino acids)
Source: RefSeq, a predicted model, not a curated record